AUGGCUUCGCAAAUCCCAACUGCAUUUUCGGAAGACAGCACCGUUGGUCUGCAGAAAUUCCGAUCGCUCUCCGUUAGCGGGUCCAAAAUAAAUGGUGCGAGUCUGGAGUGGACUAAUGUCAACUUUGGUAUAAAAGACAAAAAGGUUCUCAUUGACUGCACUGGAAUGGUGCGUCCAGGAGAGCUCACAGCUGUUCUUGGUCCCUCCGGCUCUGGCAAGUCCACAUUGAUGAACGUUUUGGGUGGACGGCAGAGCCUACGUGGGGAAGGCAGAACCUUUGAUGGUGAAAUCUCCUUCAACGGCAAGGUUCAAGAUCCUCUCAAUUUCCGAAGUCACAUAGCGUAUGUCAUGCAAGAUGAUCAUCUUACUGCCACUGCUACUCCGAGGGAGAUCUUGGAGAUGUCAGCCCGUCUGAGGAUGCAUGAUCAGAGCAAAGCUGAAGUCAAAGCUUUGGUCACGGAUCUCCUCGAUUCGUUGCAGUUGACCUCGUGUGAAAAUACCGUGGUGGGUAACGACGUGAUCAGAGGCAUCUCCGGCGGCGAGCGAAAGCGCACGUCGGUCGGGAUGGAGCUCAUCUCCAAGCCGCAGAUGAUAUUCCUUGACGAACCUCUCUCUGGCCUCGAUUCUUAUGCUGCUGUAACUACUAUGAAAGUUCUCAAGGACCUGGCUCGGUCGGGUGUAGCCGUGAUGGUAACAGUCCAUCAACCGUCGAGUGAGAUAUACUCCAUGUUUGAUAACAUUCUGGUUAUUUCUAGCGGUAGAAUGGUGUACUUGGGCCCGACUACUGAUCUCGAGACCUUCAUUGAGGAUACUGCACACAAGGAAUGUCCAUCAGAUAGCAACCCUGCUGACUUCGUUCUCUCUGAGCUCCAGACUGCUCCGAUGGCAGAGAUAGAGAGACUUGCCGCCACCUAUAAGAAGAAGGCCGAAGCCGAAAUCAUGCCUAGGAUCGAAGAGUCUCGAGCUAAGGGUGCUCAUGCUCCACCGCUCAAGGCGAUGUCAAGGCCAGCUAGUAUGUCACUGCAAAUGAAAGAGCUUUUCCUCCGUGACGCCAGGGACACGAUUCGUAACAAGUCUGUACUUAUUGCUCGUUAUGGCAUCCUUAUCGUUCUCAAUCUCCUCUUUGGUUGUGUAUUCUUCGAUGCUGGCUCUACCCAAAGUGAGGAGUAUUGGCUGACUAACGUUGAGCAGUUCAUUCCUUACUAUGGUGGUAUGGUCACUGUCUGUAUAUCUGCCAUGAUGGGGUCGGCUCAAUCGACCAUCUUGCACUUCCCUGAGCAACGUGGUAUCUUCCUCCGGGAGUAUGCCAGCAAUAUGUACUCUUCCAUACCCUAUAUGAUAUCCAAGAUGUUGGUUGAAUUCCCUCUUUCCUUCAUUGAUUCCAUUGUACAAAUUCUUAUUGCCUACUACAUGAUGAACUUUCAGGGUAGCAUUUUCUAUUGGUUUUUGAUCUCGUGGGUUAUGAACAUCUCUUCGGCCUCCAUGGCUCAGAUGGUGGGAGCCGCUACGAAUUCAAGUGCCCAGGCUAUUCAGUUGACACCAUUGCUCUUCGUUCCACAGAUGAUCUUUUCUGGAUUGUUCACUAGUAUCAGUAACAUCCCAGUGUGGCUGCGCUGGAUUCAGUGGCUCUGUUCAUUGAAGUACGGUGUGAAUUUGGCCUUUUUCGCUGAGUUCGGAUACGAUUACACUCGACUGGCCGAUGUCAAUGAUUCCAAGUCGAGUUUGGUGGGGCUUGAUAUUGGUGUUCUUCUGGCUCUCAUUAUUGUUUUCCGUAUCGCUGCCAAUAUCAUUCUGAAAAGGAAGGCUAGAUAUGUUUUCUAACCUCUGUUUCAAGUCUCUUGAGGAGCUGUUAGCUUCGGAGAUUGAGUCGAUCAAAAACUAUCGAUAUAUACGUGGCGAGGUUUUGUGACCAUAGUAUUUGUCCAAAACCGUGUUGCGAUUUUCAGGUCGCGUUUUACGUAGCCACGGUCAGAAACCACAUUCAAUCAUCGUCUGUAUACAGACGUUGUCUGUACAA
Perkinsus marinus ATCC 50983 is the source of this 2017-nucleotide messenger RNA. Its product is annotated as Protein white, putative. NCBI's taxonomy places the organism in Eukaryota, Perkinsozoa, Perkinsida, Perkinsidae. Gene Ontology annotation, molecular function: ATP binding; ATP hydrolysis activity; ABC-type transporter activity. Gene Ontology annotation, cellular component: membrane. The record is from RefSeq and is a predicted model, not a curated record. The coding region runs from base 1 to 1821 and encodes 606 amino acids. The transcript has 3 exons.